Messenger RNA from Lolium rigidum, 2289 nucleotides. RefSeq lists its product as uncharacterized. Gene Ontology annotation, molecular function: ATP hydrolysis activity. The transcript has 15 exons. The record is from RefSeq and is a predicted model, not a curated record. Gene Ontology annotation, cellular component: nucleus. Lineage: Eukaryota; Viridiplantae; Streptophyta; Magnoliopsida; Poales; Poaceae. Bases 1 to 2289 code for a protein of 762 amino acids.
AUGGACUCGGACGGCGAGGACGUCAUGGCCACGCUCAUGGACGAGGAGCUCGCUGUCGCGGCGGCUACCAGGGAUGCCGUUGGAGACGACGAACAUCUGGCGAUCCUCAUCUCCCUCUUUGCCAUGAUCGUCGAGGAGGACAAGCCGAUCAUUGGUGGAUCCGCGCCGGGGCAUCGCAAGAGCAAGCCAAGGGAGAUGAUGGAAGGCUACUGCAUGCUCUACGCCGACUACUUCGCCAACGAUCCAUUGCACGGCGAUGCCGCAUUCCGCCGUCGUUUCCGAAUGAGUAGGAAGCUCUUCCUCAAGAUAGUCGAGAAUUUGAGGGAGAUCGACUACUUCAAACUGAAGAGAGAUGCCAUCGGCGAGCUUGGUUGUGGCUUCACUGAUGUAUUGCUGGCAAGAGAUAAUAAGAACAUCUGCCGGACCAAAGUUUAUGACGUUCCCAAUCGCAUCACAAUUCCCUUUGUUUGGCCGAUUAUGAAGUUCAUGCGGAUGGAUCAGUACCAGCAGAAUGAUUUCCUCAAGUUUUCACUACAUCCUGAUCCAGAAAAUGAUUACCAGGCAAAAGAAUGGGGCAUAUUUAUGCGUUUCCUUCGUGAAAACAAGAAGGCCGGUGUUGUUGAGUUCAGGUCUAUCACCUUCCACAUUCUUGCUCCUGAAUCUCACUCUUACUAUGCGGAGGUCUUCUAUGAGACCGUACUGAAAGAUCCUGGAGUCUGCAGAAAGAUGGAAGGGAAAUCUGGGAGAUCCAACACAAGUGAGGAGACUUGUGAUAACAUACGACAUACAAAGGAGAUGCAGUCUUUACACAAACUCCAUAGAUUUGUUCCGGAAUCUUCAACAUGCGAUUCUAUUGAAGAUGGUCCUAGAGUUUUAGAUCCAGCAGUGAAGAAUAAAACAUCUACCCUUGCAAGCAAUUUUGUGAAAACAAGCCCUAGUUAUUUAAGAACACUCAGUCAGACACAUGCUGGGUGGAUCUUUGGAGCAAUAGCAGAGCUCAUUGAUAACUCUAGAGAUGCUAGUGCAUCCAGGUUGGAUAUUUCCAUCCAAUCUAUGUUUUCAAAGAAAGCAGGGGGGAAAGUUCCUGUCCUAUGUGUAUUCGAUAGUGGCCAUGGAAUGACCUAUCAUCAAAUGAUGAAAAUGGUCUUAUUUGGCCACGACAGACCAAAUGAGCACCGCCAGGAUCAAAUUGGGAGGUUUGGAAUUGGAUUUAAGACUGGUGCUAUGAAACUUGGGAAAGAUGCACUUGUGCUUACCCAAACUUCAACUUCUAGAUCAAUGUCCUUCCUAUCCCAGUCCUUCAAUGAAAGUAAAACUAAUCUUGAGAUCCCUGUGGUGGCAUAUUGCAAGAAAGGGCAAUACAUGGAAUUUGAUUUGAAUGUCCAGUCUGAAGCUGCUGCGGAAUAUAACCUGAAUGCUAUUAAGGAUUAUUCUCCGUUUAAUGAGUAUGUCAUUGGAGAAAAGGUUUGCUUAUUUGGUGAAGAGGGUACUGGCACACAGAUUUUCAUAUGGAAUUUAGAUAGAUGGGGUAAAGAAUACACCUUGCAGUGGAACUCAGAGAAGACCGAUGAAAAUCCUGUAGGCCAUGAUAACAGAGACAUAUUAAUCCGUUCAAAAAGAGUUAGAUCACGUCCAGGACAAACAAGUAGCAAUGUACCGUUGGACUAUUCGCUUAAAGCUUAUCUAGAAGUUAUAUUCCUGAAUCCUCAGAUGAAAGUCACUGUCCAAGGGUCUCCGUCUUACAAACGAGUUGGAGGUCAAAAGCACAAUGCUGUCACAGGUCGUGGAAUAAUAGGAGUUGCAGAUAUUACUGACCUCAUUGAUGAUGAGGAUGGUAAUACUUGGGUUCUUAAUAGCAAACAAGGGUUUCAAGAUUGUGAAAUGUAUGCCAAACUGGAGGAGUGGCUCGGUAGAAAAACAGAUGAAUACUGGAAUACAAAUUUUGACAAUCUUGAAUUGGUAUGGAUGUUUUGCCAUAUGGAACCUUUCAAUGGGAAUUGUGAUAUUCCAGAGGAAGAACUAGAAGUUGCUGUGAUCACAGUUGCCGAGAAGAUAUCUGGCCACAAUAAGGUUGAAAAUUUCAGACAAGAUGAAGAUGUGAAGAAUGUCAGGUUAAUCUCACCCCCAACUCACAGCAAGGGAAUGUCAUCUUCAGAUUCCACCAUCUGUGAAGGUGAAGGCGACGUGAGCGUUAGGGUGUUCGACGACUUAUCCCGCUGCAGGCACUACCACAGCAUCGACUUCGACGAAGACAAUGAGACAAUCAGCUCCAAGAACUGGGACGCAUAG